GAAGGCGCAUUGGACGCACAUUCCGUGCCUACCUCAUCCCUCGCCUCAGUGCUCGCUCUCUUCUUUGACCCAUCGCAGCCCUCGCUUUCUCCGUCUCUCACCCCUCCCUGCAUCCAUCACUCACCAUCUCUCAACCAUCCGUAUCCUCCUCUCUCCAUCUUCAACCUCCUCGUCGUGCUCGCUGUGCUCCGGGGCCUCGCUACGAAAUACCUACCCACCCCCCUUGCACCGUUGCACAAGUCCCCGCUGAUCCCUGUUGAAAGGACCCCUCACCCCGUCACCGCAGCCCACACACCACCGUUUCGCCUGCACCUCCCUCACCAUCCUGCUCCUCUCCUCUCCCAUGUCGCUCCCACCCGACUACUCCAACGAGAUACAGUCCCUCACCCGCCAAGUCAUCCAGCACCAGCCAAACGACAUCCUCCAAUUCUGCGCAAACUUCUUCAACCGCCGUCUCGAGUCGCAGCGCGCCGAGUUCUUGCUCUCCCAGCGUCAUUCCAACUACAAGGGCUCCACUGCCUUGCCCGAGACCAGCUUCCCGGGCAGCAACCCCUUUGGCACCUCGCCCGGCACCGGCUUCAUGAACCGGCUGGAGGAAGAGGACGAGACGGAUACCCUUGCAUCACCGGCUGCAUCGUCCGCCGCCGCCGCCGCCAUGGCCAACCCUCAGGGCAACCACCCAAGCAAGAGCCACUUUGGCAACUUUUUGGGCUUCGGAGCCUCCAAGAGCACUCACCAGCAUCAAUUCGCUGAUGCCGACUCCCAGACCUUCCCCACCAACUAUAACCUCAAUCGCCGCACGUCCGUGUCUGCCGAGUCGCUCAACCCCGCUUCCUCUGCCCAUGACAACUGGUCCCCACCCUACCAUCAUAAGUCGGAGGAGCAGCUCGCCCGUCUCAAGACUGCCGUGUCCGGCAAUUUCCUCUUCUCCCACCUCGACGAUGACCAGUUCUCCCAAGUCUUGGGCGCCCUCCAAGAGAAGCCGAUACCAACAAAGGGCAUCAAGGUCAUUCAGCAGGGAGACGUGGGAGACUACUUCUACGUCGUCGAGAAGGGCUCUUUUGACGUCUACGUCAACCCUUCAGGAAAAUUGGAGCCCGGUCCAGAUGGCCUGGGCAAAAAGGUCAGCACCGUCGGGCCCGGCGGGUCCUUUGGCGAGCUGGCCCUCAUGUACAAUGCCCCCCGAGCUGCCACAGUCAUCUCCAAUGAGCCGUCUACCCUGUGGGCACUCGACCGAGUGACUUUCCGCCGUAUCCUCAUGGACAGUGCUUUCCAACGCCGUCGCAUGUACGAGGGCUUCCUCGAGGAAGUGCCGCUCCUCUCCGGCUUGACCCCCUACGAGCGCUCCAAGAUCGCCGACGCCCUCGAGACGAAGAAAUUCCCUCCGGGCACCACCAUUAUCCGGGAAGGAGACGUGGGCGAGUCGUUCUACAUGCUCGAGUCGGGCGAGGCCGAAGUGUACAAGCGUGGCAUCGACAAACCCGUCAAGCGGUACAAGAAGGGUGACUACUUUGGCGAACUAGCCCUGCUCAAUGAUGCGCCCAGGGCAGCCUCGGUCAUCAGCACGACCGAAGUGAAGGUUGCGACGCUGGGCAAAGAUGGCUUCCAGAGGCUGUUGGGGCCGGUGGAGGGCAUCAUGAGGAGGAAUGAUCCUAGCAAACGACCUGAAGGGGAUAGCAUUGACCCUCUGGCCAAGGAGGCGUGAAGAGGAAGACGGACACUUGGACGGACCGAGCUGCAGAGCAGCGCUGAUUAGGAGAGCGUCGGUUGGAUAUCUCUUGUUACAAGGUGCGGGGAUGGGUAUGGGGCCGAAUGGGGGUUCCAUAUAGGCAAGCGGUUGUGUUGGACGACGGUGGGGGCGAGGAAGGGCGAAUCCUCCCUCUGCUUCCAAUGUCCCAAUUGCGGUUGUCUUAUUAGCUGCGCUCACUCGUGGAGGCGUUCGUUUGGCUCUGCAUGCUUUGCUGCUUACCUUGUUCAUCACUAUCUCUAAAGAUUGGGUUGGUUGAUCACAAUUCGGAAACAAUGCAAAGCUAAGCUGGGAUGAAGUGGGAAAUGGUUCUCGUAGAAAGGCUGAUGUUGGUGAGAAGGGUCUUGAUAGUCGACCAAACUAUAUACUCCCAAUGACAUUGUUGUUGUUCACGAA
This is a messenger RNA of Westerdykella ornata, 2143 nucleotides long. RefSeq names its product camp-dependent protein kinase A regulatory subunit. The coding region runs from base 344 to 1705 and encodes 453 amino acids. Gene Ontology annotation, cellular component: nucleus; cAMP-dependent protein kinase complex. Lineage: Eukaryota; Fungi; Ascomycota; Dothideomycetes; Pleosporales; Sporormiaceae. The record is from RefSeq and is a predicted model, not a curated record. Gene Ontology annotation, molecular function: cAMP-dependent protein kinase regulator activity. The transcript has a single exon. Gene Ontology annotation, biological process: regulation of protein phosphorylation.